This is a messenger RNA of Neurospora tetraspora, 3134 nucleotides long. RefSeq lists its product as uncharacterized. NCBI's taxonomy places the organism in Eukaryota, Fungi, Ascomycota, Sordariomycetes, Sordariales, Sordariaceae. The transcript is spliced from 7 exons. The record is from RefSeq and is a predicted model, not a curated record. The coding region runs from base 31 to 2805 and encodes 924 amino acids.
CCCCCUCGCUUUCAAGACGCCAGAACAGCCAUGAGUGACCACACUCACAACUACCCCAACCCGGGCUCAGCCCGGUUCAUCGACCCCGAUGAUGAGCAAGAGAUACCCAUCUACUUCAUCAACCCCGGUGAAGUGAGCAACGACGACGCCGACGCUGCCACCGAGGAGCCGGUGGUCCAGCCCCCUCCUCCUAUCACCCGCCCCAUCUCGCCUGGCCUCUCCAUGCGCGGUCGCGCCCGUUCCGACGAGGCUGGAGAGAGCAGCAGCAGCCAGCCUAGUGAGACUCGUCACUUCAGUGACUCAGAGAUGCUGGCGUAUGUUACCAUGCGCGGCAUCACCGGCCACGGCCACUACCCUCGCGACGAGGCACUGGAGCCGUUGGUCAGGGUGAUGUACGAGCCGAGGGCUACCGAGCCUGAGCCGGAGCCUGUUCAGGAGACGACGAUCGAGGCGGUUCAGGAGGCAGUGGACAGGGCUAUUCAGGAGAUGAUGAGCGAGCCUGCCGAAGAGACAACCACCGAGUCUGCUCAAGAGGUGACAAUCCAGCCUCUCCAGUUUUUGGAGCUCACAGAGCCUGUCCAAGACGACAACCGGCAACUUAUUACCAAUGACACAAGAACGCACCAAGGGUACCAAGACCAAGAACCCCAAGAGGAGGACGAUGGCAAGUCCGAAGACGACGGCAGAGGCACAGUUCCGAAAACCCCCCCUUCUUCUCCCAUGAGCAUCAGCAUCACUUCCCCCAUCAUCAGCGUCCAAGACUCCCCGUUCGGCCUCCAAGUGCGCGGCCGUUACUACCGGCCCCAUUCCGCGAUCUCCGAGCGCGCAGACUGGGAGGAGCAAGGCUUCUCCCGGUCGCCACGCAGUUUUUCCAACGGCUCUUAUGGCUCUUCCCAUGCGUCACACGGUUCAGCGAAUUCUGACGAGAGUAAUGGUGGUGAUGGAUACAGCACGUCGUCCACUCCGCCCAGGGAGUUUGUGAAGAUGUCCUUCAUCCAAGACGGCGAUGUCAGCGAUAACGAGGGAUUGGAUGCUAGCGGCAUUUCGCCCGAGACUUUUUUGAAGCUGACGGAGGGAUGUGCAACUGGUAACAGGCACUUUCGUGUUGGUGGUCCGGCGAAGGUUGAGGUUUCGGGUAACCUGGCUCGCACUCGCCCCGUCACGCCUCCCAUCGAGGAAAUGCCCGCCGUCCCGCCCUCUCCGUCAUCCCAGCACACCUACGAAUCUCAGUACGACGCAUACGACGGCAGCGUCAUGACCGGUCGCUAUUCAGUCCCUUCCAACCCUUCGGUCAAGUGGGCCCCCACCGGCGUUGCCCAUACCAAUUUCGCCGGCAGAAUUGAGAAUUUUAUGUUCGAUCGCAUGGAUCCUCUUGCCGGCCGUGAGCUGUGCAAGCGUCGUUACGGUCAGCCCGAGAGUGUCCAGGGUCCUCAGGGUAUCGAUGACGACAGCGCUAUCGCCUCCGCUUCGACUUCUCCCACUGCGGCUGCUGCCGGCCCGACAGUUCUAGCAGAUGGCACCCUAGCCGUUCCCAACAUCGCCGACUACUCCCCUGUCAAGAUCCCGGGCGAGAGCAAGCCCGUAUACGUUUAUGUCGGCGAUCUUCCUCCUCGCAUCCCGAUUGACGAGCGCAACAUUCCACCCCUUCUCCCACCCCUUCGCAAGGCCGUUCCCUAUAAUCCCGACCGGGAGGUCAGAAGAAUGAUUUCGGUGCCUCCGGGCUUUGAAGCGCAGUUUGCAGUUCAGGCUAGGCAGUUGAACUUGGCUGAGGGCGAGGCUUCUUCUUCUGCGGAACCAUUUGGUGGUCAGCAGAAGAUCGAUUGGAAGGGUAAAGGAAAGAUGAUCGCUCAGGCUUCUCCUUCUGCGACCGCCGCUUAUGGUCAGAAGAUCGAUUGGAAGGGCAAAGGAAAAGAGAUCAUCUUUCCUGAGGAGAGUCUGAGUAGCGGCAGUGGCAGUAGUCUCGAGAUGGUGGAACUUAAAGCUGGUCCUCCGCCGAAGCUCCCUGAUGAUCAUGUUGAGACCUAUACCUAUGAAGAGAUCGAGGAUGCGAUUACCCAUUACCCCGGUACCUUGGCUGACGGCAUUCCCGGUCACAAGGCGCGUGAAGUUCUCGAGACUCGCAACAAGGCCAUCGCCGACAUGGAGAAGGAAGAGGCUGAGAUGCGCGUUGAGACGGCUGCCCUUGAGCGCGAGGUGGAUGAGCUGGAGAGAAUCCGUCCGCUCGUCAAGGAACUGAUCGAGUGCGAAGUCCACGCCGCCAUCAGCGCCCGCCUCCAGGCCGAACUCGCCAAAGGCCCCUUAGCUUUCGGUGGACUCUUCAACCCUGCCAUCACAACCAACGAGGAAGCCAACGCCAUUAUCGACCGUAUUAUUUCCCAACCUCCUCCCACCACCCGCGGCCGCUCUCGCUCUAGGAACUUUCCUUCUUCCUCUGCCAUUGCCACCACCUCUGCCCCGACCAACAAAAUCCGCAAAGAAUCCGACGCCCACCGCCCCGCCCAAAUCCGCCAAUACUUCAACGACCAGAUCGAGCAACUCAAGUACAAAUUCGACGCGCAGUGGGUGGCCGUUAUGAGGCAGGCUCAGGACCAGACCAAAUUGAAGCAGAAAAAGGACCAGAAGGUGACGGCCAUUGGAGAGAUUUUGGAGGGUUUGGAGAGGAUGGGGGUGGAGGAUACCGAUCAGGUGUUGGAGAGGGCGAGGGAAAUUGUUGUUAGGGAGAUGGAGGAGGAGGAGAGGAGGAGGAGGGAGUGGGUUGAGAGGCAGGAGUGGUUGGCGAUGAAGGAGGGUUGGAAGGAGGUGUGAUGGGUGGAUUUCUUUGCUUGUAUUUACUUUCUUUUCUUUCUUUGUGUUGUUUUAUUUGCUUCUCUUCGAUGUUUCUUUUUUCCUUGAGGGUGGUUGUUGUUGAUCUUGGGGGUUUCACUCCGCCGGGGUUAGGGUUUAACGUGGAGGUUCUCGGAUUUGGCAGGUGUCCAUUUGGCGUUGAUAGUCGGACUUGUUCGGAUUGAGAUACCCGUGAUGGCGUCUGGAUGAAUCCCCUUGGGCUGAUAGCCUGAUGAUGAUAAUGCUAAAGCAAUUGCAAGGCAUCUUGACGAUUCCCCUUUGUUGACGUGCGUUGUUUGACCCCUUUUGGG